This is a messenger RNA of Gastrolobium bilobum, 798 nucleotides long. Its product is annotated as probable CCR4-associated factor 1 homolog 7. The record is from RefSeq and is a predicted model, not a curated record. Gene Ontology annotation, molecular function: nucleic acid binding; poly(A)-specific ribonuclease activity. The coding region runs from base 1 to 798 and encodes 265 amino acids. The transcript has a single exon. NCBI's taxonomy places the organism in Eukaryota, Viridiplantae, Streptophyta, Magnoliopsida, Fabales, Fabaceae. Gene Ontology annotation, cellular component: P-body; CCR4-NOT complex; CCR4-NOT core complex.
AUGCCGAACAGCGAUUCGAUCCAUAUUCGCGAGGUGUGGAACGAUAAUCUUGAAGAAGAGUUCGCUAUGAUUCGUGAAAUCGUCGAUGAUUACCCUUGCAUCGCGAUGGACACUGAGUUCCCUGGUAUCGUUCUUCAACACUUGGGCGACUCCAAGAACAGCUUGGAUUUACGUUACCAUAACCUGAAGAGCAAUGUUGACAUUCUGAAACUGAUCCAGUUAGGUCUCACCUUCUCCGACGAACAAGGUAACCUACCAACUUGCGGCACCGAUAGCCAAUGCGUCUGGCAAUUUAAUUUCCGCGAAUUCAAUGUGGACGAAGACGCUUCCUUCAAAGCUUCGAUUGAGCUAUUGAUACAGAGUGGUAUCGAUUUCAAGAAGCACAAAGAAAACGGCGUUAACGCGAUGCGUUUUGUGGAGCUCUUGAUGUCGUCUGGGGUUGUGUUGAAUGAUAAUGUUUACUGGGUCACUUUUCAUAGUGCAUAUGAUUUUGGAUAUUUGAUUAAGAUCUUGACGUGUCGCGAUUUGCCUGAUACACGAAUGGGAUUCUUUAAUCUAGUCAACAUUUACUUCCCAAUUGUAUAUGAUAUUAAGUAUCUUAUGAAGUUUUGCGAUGGCCUUUAUGGAGGACUCAACAAGCUUGCAAAGUUUUUGGGGGUUCAGAGGGUUGGGACUUCUCAUCAGGCUGGUUCAGAUAGUUUGCUCACACUUUGUUCAUUCAUGAAAUUGAGGGAGAUUUUCUUUAGUGACUCCUUGGAAAAUUAUGCUGGUGUUUUGUUUGGCUUCGAGGAUGAUUAG